Molecule: messenger RNA, 1746 nt
Organism: Entelurus aequoreus (snake pipefish)
Lineage: Eukaryota; Metazoa; Chordata; Actinopteri; Syngnathiformes; Syngnathidae
Gene: fam131bb
Product: family with sequence similarity 131 member Bb
Exons: 9
Coding region: 96-1490 (464 amino acids)
Source: RefSeq, a predicted model, not a curated record
CGAAGAGGAAGAGAGAGUCGCAGGAGGAAGAGGGAGAAUGCACAACGUCUGGCUAACUCUUCCAUGCUGGUAUCAAGGGCCUUUGUGAAUACACCAUGGGAUGCAUCGGCUCCAGGAGACUGACAGCAGAUGGCGUGCCAGUCCAGAAGGAUGGGGAGCAGCAUGGACGCUCAGAAUUUUCAUGGGAAGGAAUCAAUCUGUCCAUGGAGGACACCACGUCCAUCCUGCCGCGCCUCAAGAGGAACUCAAACGCCUACGGCAUCGGAGCUCUGGCUAAGUCUUCUCUGUCAGGUGUGUCAGGUGUGAGCCGCACCAUGAAGGAAAGAGUGACCAAACCCACGGCCAUGGCUCAGGGCCGUGUCGCGCACAUGAUCGAGUGGCAAAACUGGAGCAUGCAGACGGUGGGCCCGGGUGGCAUCCCUCAGCCCCGCAUCACCACCCAGGAGCGGGAAAAGGAGCGGCGGCUGGAGAACGACGCCUACAGCGACCUGAGCGAAGGCGAGAAGGAAGCCCGAUUUACCGCAGGCCUCCUGCAGCAGUUUGCCAUUUCAGAGGCUACACUCCUGGCCUGGUCAUCCAUGGAUGGCGAGAGCCCUAUGUCGGGGUCAAACCAAGGCAGCGUGGCCCAUCUGAGCGAAGUCAACCAGGAGAGCAUCACCAGUCGAGACCAGAUCUUGCACCACUCCUCUGCGGAAGUGUGGCCCCACACCUAUGUCUCCCAAGGACACUACUGCCUCUCUUCCUCGGACGCUUGGGAUCCCAUCAACAAUGAUUCGACUGGCGUGGCGUCUCCCCCCACCGGCUCCUACCUCUUGGGCACCGAGGGUUACGACGGGCAGGCGGCCGCUCACUUCCUGUCGCAACAGCAGCAGCAACAGCAGUUAAACCUCCAGCAGCAGAACCAACUGCAGCAGCUGCAGCAGAUCCAACAAAUGCAGCACUACCAGCAGCAGCAGCAGCUCCUGCAGUAUCAGCAACAACAGUCGCUAGAACACAGGCUGCACAGCGCCAACCACUCCUUGCAACCGACCCCCAACAGCACCAUUCACAGCCUGGUCCAACACGUGCACCCGCCUCUGGUUGACCUAUGGAACACGGGACAGAUGGAGGCCUAUCAGGUAGAGGCUGGAGGCUACAUGGGCGUGGCGGCCGUGGUGGAGCCCAGCCUCUGCGUCCCCGGCGGAGAGGAGUUAGUGGGGAAUGAGCACUCGCCACUGCUGGAGCAGCAGGAAGAAGAGGACGACAUUAAGGAUAGAGAGGUGACACUGUGUAUGGAGCCAGAGUCGGCCACAUUGACUCCGCCCACACAGCCAGGGGACACCUCCGGCGGCAGUAGUCCGGGGCAACAGCCGCAGGAGCCAAUGGCUGAGCUGAAGGCCUCCGAUGCGGCGACGUCCAUCGGCCUUACUCACACGCUACAGGAAGAGGAAGAGGGGGAGGAGGGCCAGCAGCAGCAGGAAGGGCUGGCCGCUUCCAUGGCAACCAACUGACUUCCUGGCUGUGUGAAGUGACAAAUACAAACUGACCAGCAGAGUCAGAUAUAGUAAUACAUUAUCUAUCUAUUAUUCUGUUGCUUUUCAGGUAUCAAAAACAAAAACAAAAAAAACUUUUUUUUUGCAAGAUGGACUGAAAAGCGGACUGAAGGAAGACCUGAUGCAACAAACUUUGUAAGCCUUACAUCCCAAAGGUAAAUAAUGAAAGAAGAUGGAGGAGGAGGCGGAGCUACACAAACAUUACCACCAGGGA